Molecule: messenger RNA, 1888 nt
Organism: Zophobas morio
Lineage: Eukaryota; Metazoa; Arthropoda; Insecta; Coleoptera; Tenebrionidae
Product: zinc finger CCCH domain-containing protein 10-like
Exons: 5
Coding region: 135-1580 (481 amino acids)
Biological process (GO): regulation of RNA splicing
Molecular function (GO): RNA binding; metal ion binding
Source: RefSeq, a predicted model, not a curated record
CAAGCGGUGAUCGGCUACUUGGCGAACGCUGAACAAGUGUCAGUGGCUGAAUUGCACGUGCGCUACAACCUCCCUACCGAGUAGAAGCGAGGUUUGCGCGCUCUUAAUGUAUUUAUUUUUUCGUUCCAAACAAAAUGUCCGAUACCUCUGAAGACAAAAACGAUCGACAAACAGACAAAGAAGACAAAGACAGCAUCUGCCGCGACUUCGUCCGUGGCAUUUGUGAACGAAAGUACUGCAAAUACAAGCACGAAUUCGAAAUGAAGCAGUUAAACUUCUGCCACGACUUCCAGAACAACAUCUGUCCUAGGAACAACUGCAAGUUCAUCCAUUGCACUCCCGAGGAGGAGAUCGAGUACAAGAACACCGGGAUCAUGUCGAACCACAUCCUGGCGGAGGCCACCCGCAAGAACCAGCUGCCGGGGGCGCAGCCCAUCUGCAACCAGUUCAGGAAGGGGUUGUGCAGACGCAACUACUGCAAGUACCGCCACCUGACGAGGGAGGAGGAAGAAGCCGAGAUUCUGGAGCUGAUUCACAACAAUAACAAGAAGAACAUGAUUUGUAUUAGUGCUCCGGGACCGCUGACCGAGUCCCAGGUGAUGAACACCUCGAGCGCUUUACACAGAAGGGGGACCAUCGGGUUUGACGAGUUCGAAGAGUGCGGGAUACAAUUGCCGAAGCGCCGAUUCAUUACUCCCCCGGAGCCGGAGAUUAUCACUAACGGGGAUUUGCACCCGGUGGACGCCAACAGGAUGAGGCCACAGGUGUUCAAGGGGUACUUCGCCGGGAACCCGCCGCCGCCGAUUUUGAGCCGAGCGGACGCAAGGACCUUGAUGCUCGAGGAAGAGAACACCAUGCUCCACAAAGAAAUCGCUCAGCUGAAGCGGCAGGUCUCGGACUUGACCGCCACCAACGAGUUUCUCCUUGAUCAGAACGCCAACUUGCGCGUGUCCAGCAAGCGCAACGAAGCCGUGACCGUGCCUGCCGUCAUCACCACGAAUACUAACACGCCCCAGGUGAUCCGGACGGUCACGGCGAGCGUGGCCACGGUCCCCGUGUCCCUAGCCACAGUGUCCACCUGCAACCCAGUGAACGUAUCAAUCGCAGGCUGUCCUACUGUCAGUAUGGCGUCGCCGGCGCAAAUUUUGGCCCCCAGUCAGCAGAUACUCGUCACUACGAAUCCGCCGCCGCAGGUGGCCAUCGCCAAUAGUUCGCAAGCCCAGUUGGCUAUAGCGCAGCAGAGUCUGGCUAACAACUUGGCGCAGCAAGCGCAGCCGCAACUUACGUCGCAAGCGCAACAACUGGCUUUGGCCACUACCACGCAGCUGACGCUGGCUAACACGCCUCAGCAGCAGCAGCUGACGUCGCUGGCCAAUCCCCCGCCGCAACUGACGUCGCAGGCGCAGCAGAUCGCCAUCGCAAACGUGCCGCAGCAGCUGAUUGCGCAGCCGAGUCAACAAAUCGAGAUUCACAGGAAUGGGAUCAACACCUCGCAGGCGAUCGCCAUGUCCAAUACCACGCAGCCGAUGAUGUCGUACCCGAUCAUGACCCAGAGCAUCAACCAUGCGCUCACGCAUUAAAACUUUUACUACGUGUUUUUAGUGUAGAGUUUAUUCCAUUUUCAAGGAGAAUUAAUUAAGUGGUAGUUGAGUUAAGGGUGAGACUGAAGAUAGGGUAAUUUUGUGUUGUUAUGGCUUGUAUAUAGUAGUUACGGUCUGCAACGAAGACGUAUUUAGUUGAGUGUUUUUUUUGAUAAGUGGUGAUCGUAAACUGGUAUUCCUGAAGUUGUACAAAAGUUAGAGGAUUUAGUUAGGUUAGGAUAAGGUUCUGUCUUACUUUAAUGUAAAUAUACUUAAAAUAAAUACUUAUUUAUGUCGUAUGUUACGGA